Molecule: messenger RNA, 1991 nt
Organism: Eurytemora carolleeae
Lineage: Eukaryota; Metazoa; Arthropoda; Copepoda; Calanoida; Temoridae
Product: nuclear localization sequence-binding protein
Exons: 15
Coding region: 1-1359 (452 amino acids)
Biological process (GO): mRNA export from nucleus
Cellular component (GO): nucleus
Molecular function (GO): mRNA binding
Source: RefSeq, a predicted model, not a curated record
AUGGCGCGGGCAAUAAAAGGUGAACGAUUUUUAGACCCACUAGGAGUAGGAGGUGGUGGAAUUAAAGGAGGAGGUGUUGCUAAAGUGCAGGGAGAUGCUCGUCUUAAGAUCAUCCAGGCCAGCCGGAGUAAAACCAUUGAUGCAAGGGAUAAGCUGGGCCUGUUGGCCAAACAGACGGACGCUCGUCAGAAGUUGCUCAAGUUAAAGGACAGGAAAGAAGGGAAAAUGGAAGUGAAAACUUUAGGCAGCAAUAUUACAAUGACGAAGAAGUUUGAUGGGAAAAUUCUGCUGACCACAAACAAAAACAAAAACAAGGCACCAAAGGUAGAUGAAGCUAAGCAGGUUCGCCAGGUCGGUCAGUUUAUGAAAACUGUGACGGGGUCAGGGAAGGUCAGCCUUUCAUCUUCAAACUCACAAUCAGGUGGUGGAAUGAGAUCCAAGUCUAAUGGAUCCAGGGGAUCAGCACAAUCCAGAGAAAACCAGGUUUCACACGGAGGCAGAGGUAGGAUGACUGAACAGGAGAGACUCGACGAGGAACUGAUGUCGGCCAAUGUUAGCAAAGAGGACAUAAUUAGAAUUCGGGAUUACAGAAAUUCAAAACUAACUGACAGAAGCUCUAACAGAUCUCGUUCCCCUCUCAGUGCACGAUCCCGCUCUCCACUACGAUCCCGCUCCCCGUUACGAUCCCGCUCCCCGUUAAGAUCUCGCUCCCCUCACCGGUCCCGCUCUCCUCUGAGAUUAGGCGGGAAGGAAGAUUGGCGACGACGGGAAGAAAGUCCGCCGCGACGUGGUCGAGGAAGAUUCGAUUAUGAUGAGCCGAGGGAGAGUAGAGACGAGGAGAUGCUACGUCAAAGAAGCAAGAAUAUAGAUUACGAUGAAGGAAUUACUCUUGGAGGAAGAUUAGAGCAGGGCAGUACAGUCUCCCCUCUCCAGGGAUCUAAGAUUGUAAUCAAGAAUCUACAUGUGCGGGUAUCUCAGGAGGAUAUUGUAGAACUAUUUGGAGAUGUCGGACCUCUGAGGAGAGCCAAGUUAAUUGCUCCUGGCCAUGCAGAAGUUACAUUUGUAAAUCACAAUCAUGCAGUUAAAGCGGUGGAAAUCUACCAUAACAGGCAGCUGGACGGGAAACCUAUGAAAUGUCAACUGAUGGGUGCCGGCAGUGCUCCAAUAAGUACUGGAACUGGCGUUAAACUGCCGCCUUCUCUCAUAGGAAAAUCUAAAUCUGAUGGUCUAGGACCCGCUCCUGAUGUAGAAUCUAUACACAGGGCAUUGUUCUUUAACAAGAAGUCGAGCAGCAAGAAGCCCUCGUUCACGAUCACGAUGCCCAAGAAGGGGAAAGGAGAGUCCGAUUUCUACGACUAGGACACAUACAAACCAAGAGUGGAUUUUUUUGAUAGAACUGUUUCAAAAGUUAUAAUUUUGGUAUUAAAAGAUUUCUGUUUUGGAGAUCUCAAGCUGCCCGAAGUAUACCUCAUAGUUUAAACAAUACGUUUUUUUUGUAAAUUUUCAGUGCUGAAGCAAUAAUUGACAAUAUUAUCUUUUCGGAUUUUUUUUUAAUUAAAAAAAAAUUAUUAAAUUAUUAUUUUAGAUUAGUUUAAUCUCGAACUUUAUGAUUAUUUCAUGCAAAAAAAUCCAAUUAAAGAUCAAUGUUCAAGGACGUACAGCUACCAAAACAUUUAAACAUUGAUUUUUGUUUUAACUGAAGUACUGUAGCAAUAUGUUGGAACUUAAUUAUAAGGCAAAGAAUUCCCAAAUAUUAACGACAAACUGUUUUUUCCCGGCUAUGCACUGUAUUAGUAUUUUAGUGCCACAUUUUUUCAAGAACCUAAGAGUACUAUCCUGGCUUUGUAUGUACUACAUGAAGUACAUUGUUACUAAAUUGAGGUUUUGCAGCUUUUGUUUGAUUUCUCUCACUUUAAAUAGUUCUGAAUUUUUACGUUUAUACUGAAAAAAGUAGAUACAGGUUUAACGAAUAGUUGAAUUUAAACCAGAAA